Messenger RNA from Boleophthalmus pectinirostris (great blue-spotted mudskipper), 5764 nucleotides. Its product is annotated as zinc finger protein 184-like. Gene Ontology annotation, molecular function: DNA-binding transcription factor activity, RNA polymerase II-specific; RNA polymerase II transcription regulatory region sequence-specific DNA binding. Gene Ontology annotation, cellular component: nucleus. Gene Ontology annotation, biological process: regulation of transcription by RNA polymerase II. Bases 69 to 4058 code for a protein of 1329 amino acids. The transcript has 7 exons. The record is from RefSeq and is a predicted model, not a curated record. NCBI's taxonomy places the organism in Eukaryota, Metazoa, Chordata, Actinopteri, Gobiiformes, Gobiidae.
GCAGGAAGCAGACCGCCGAGCCUCGUGUGCGGUUAGCUCGGAGCUAAAGCUAAAAACAGUUUGUUAAAAUGUCCAAAAGCCAAACACUGAGAGCUUUGGUGAAUGAGCGGCUGACUGCGGCUGCUGAAGAGAUCUUUGCGCUGUUUGAAAGAACGAUAGCGGAGUAUGAGGAGGAAGUGUGUCGCUCCAAAGAGGAGAACCAGAGGAAACAGGAGCUCCUGGACUCGAUACUGAGCCCCUCAAAGAGUCCUGGCCCCGGUCUGAACCAGGACCCUCCACACACUCCACGGAUUAAAGAGGAGCCACAGGAGCCAGAGGAGCCGAGCGUCAAACAGUACAGGAUAGUACAGACAAAACAGGGAGAGGACAUCAGCGCAGAGACACAUUUACACUCCUCUCACACUGAUGAUGAAGACUGGAGAGCUCCACCCAGGUGUUCAGCUACACAGAUGGAGACAGACGUUGAUGGAGACCACGACAACCAACUCCAGAAAGGACAUAGGCUGACAGCUUUAGUGAAGGAGAUCUUUGCGCUGUUUGAAAGAACGAUAGUGGAGUAUGAGGAGGAAGUGUGUCGUUCCAAAGAGGAGAACCAGAGGAAACAAGAGCUCCUGGACUCAAUACUGAGCCCCUCAAAGAGUCCUGACCCCGGUCUGAACCAGCACCCUCCACACACUGCACAGAUUAAAGAGGAGCCAGAGGAGCCGAAGGAGCCGAAGGAGCCAGAGGAGCCGAGCGUCAAACAGAAGGACAGGAUAGUACAGGUCUCAAUGGGUGUCCCAGAGUUUAGUGCUGUUUGUGUGAAGACAGAAGAGUCCUCACUGCUUGACACUGAUGAUGAUGAGAACUGGAGAGCUCGGUUCAGCUGUUCAGAUGCACAGAUCGAGACAGACGCUGAUGGGGACCACGACAACCAAGUCCAGAAAGGACAAACACUGAGAGCUUCAGUGAAUGACCGGCUGAGUGUGACUGCUGAAGAGACACGUCUGAACCAGGACUCUCCACAGACUUCACAGAUUAAGGAGGAGCCAGAGGAGCCGAGCGUCACACAGGAGGUGCAGGUGUCAGUGGGCGUCCCAGAGUCCAGUGCUGUUUGUGUAAAGACAGAAGAGUCCUCACUGCUUCAACAAAGACAAACUGAGCUCAGAGAGGAAACACAGGGAGAGGACAUCAGCGCAGAGACACAUUUACACGGAGAAACUGAGGGAGACACAGAGCACUCCUCUGACACUGAUGAUGAAGACUGGAGAGCUCCAUUCAGCUGUUCAGCUGCACAGAUGGAGACAGAUGCUGAUGGAGACCACGACAACCAAGUCCAGAACUCUGGUCUAUACCUCAAAUACAAGUCUGCACCAGAGACCAGUGCCACUGUGAACAAUGCAGCAGAAGGAGCUGAGAAACCAUUCAACUGUUCAACCUGUGAGAAGAGAUUUAUCUCUAAAGGUCAUCUAGAUGCACAUCUGAGAACGCACACAGGUGAACGGCCUUACAGCUGUUCAUUAUGUGAGAAGUCGUUUACUCAAAAGAGUAAUUUAAAUAAACAUCUGAGAACGCACACUGGUGAGCGGCCUUACAGUUGUCCAUCAUGUCAGAAGUCAUUUGCCCAAAAGAGUACUUUAAAUGAACAUCUGAAAACUCACACAGGUGAAAGACCUUACAGGUGUUCAUCAUGUGAGAAAUCAUUUGCUCUAAAAAGUACUUUAAAUACACAUUUGAAAACUCACACUGGUGAAAGACCUUACAGUUGUUCAUUAUGUGAAAAGUCAUUUACUCUAAAGAGUAUUUUAAAUGCACAUCUGAAAACUCACUCAAGUGAAAGACCUUACAGCUGUCCAUUCUGCGAGAAGUCAUUUGCUCAAAAGGGUAAUUUAAAUGAUCAUCUGAGAACGCACACAGGUGAAAGACCUUACAGCUGUUCAAUAUGUGAGAAAUCAUUUCCUCAAAAGAGUAUUUUAACUGAACAUCUGAAAACUCACACAGGUGAGCGGCCUUACAGCUGUCCAUCAUGUGAGAAGUCAUUUGCAUUAAAGGGUACUUUAAAUACACAUCUGAAGACUCACACAGGUGAAAGACCUUACAGCUGUACAUUAUGUGAGAAGUCAUUUGCUCUAAAGAGUACUUUAAAUACACAUCUGAAAACUCACACAGGUGAAAGACCUUACAGCUGUUCAAUAUGUGAAAAGUCAUUUACUCAAAGGGGUUCUUUAAAUGAACAUCUGAAAACGCACACAGGUGAAAGACCUUACAGCUGUUCAAUCUGUAAAAAAAACUUUACAGAUAAUUGGAACUUGAAAAGACACAUGAGAAUUCACAGCACAGAACAGUUUGUUAAAAUGUCCAAAAGCCAAACACUGAGAGCUUUGGUGAAUGAGCGGCUGACUGCGGCUGCUGAAGAGAUCUUUGCGCUGUUUGAAAGAACGAUAGCGGAGUAUGAGGAGGAAGUGUGUCGCUCCAAAGAGGAGAACCAGAGGAAACAGGAGCUCCUGGACUCGAUACUGAGCCCCUCAAAGAGUCCUGGCCCCGGUCUGAACCAGGACCCUCCACACACUCCACGGAUUAAAGAGGAGCCACAGGAGCCAGAGGAGCUGAGCGUCAAACAGUACAGGAUAGUACAGGUCUCAGUGGGCGUCCCAGAGUCCAGUGCUGUCUGUGUGAAGACAGAAGAGUCCUCACUGCUUCAACAAGGACGAACUGAGCUCAGCGAGGAAACACAGGGAGAGGACAUCAGCGCAGAGACACAUUUACAGUCCUCUCACACUGAUGAUGAAGACUGGAGAGCUCCACCCAGGUGUUCAGCUGCACAGAUGGAGACAGACGCUGAUGGAGACCACGGUAACCAAAUCCAGAAAGGACAAAGGCUGAGAGUUUUAGUGAAGGAGAUCUUUGCGCUGUUUGAAAGAACGAUAGCGGAGUAUGAGGAGGAAGUGUGUCACUCCAAAGAGGAGAACCAGAGGAAACAGGAGCUCCUGGACUCGAUACUGAGUCCCUCAAAGAGUCCUGGCCCCGGUCUGAACCAGCACCCUCCACAGAUUCCACGGAUUAAAGAGGAGCCACAGGAGCUGAGCGUCAAACAGGAGGAACACACGCUCCUAGUACAGGUCUCAGUGGGCGUCCCAGAGUCCAGUGCUGUUUGUGUGAAGACAGAAGAGUCCUCACUGCUACAACAAAGACAAACUGAGCACAGAGAAGAAACACAGGGAGAGGACAUCAGCGCAGAGACACAUUUACACGCAGAGACUGAGGGAGACACAGAACACUCCUCUGACACUGAUGAAGACUGGGGAGCUCUAUUCAGCUGUUCAGCUGCACGGAUGGAGACAGACGCUGAUGGAGACCAUGACAACCAAGCCCAGAUCAGAGCCAGAAGCUCUGCUGCACAAAACUCAGGUCUAUCCCCCAAAUACAAGUCUGCACCAGAGACCAGUGCUGCUGAGAACAAUGGAGACAUGUCAGGAACAGCUGAAAGGGUUGAGAAACCAUUCAGCUGUUCAACCUGUGAGAAGAGAUUUAUCUCUAAAGGUCAUCGAAAUGAUCAUCUGAGAACUCACACAGGUGAACGUCCUUACAGCUGUUCAUUAUGUGAGAAGUCAUUUACGCGAAAGAGUAUUUUAAAUAAACAUCUGAGAACACACACAGGUGAAAGACCUUACAGCUGUCCAUCAUGUGAGAAGUCAUUUGCCCAAAAGAGUACUUUAAAUGAACAUCUGAAAACUCACACAGGUGAACGACCUUACAGCUGUUCAUUUUGUGAGAAGUCAUUUGCUCUAAAGAGUACUUUAAAUACACAUUUGAAAACGCACACAGGUGACAGGCCUUACAGCUGUACAUUCUGCGAGAAGUCAUUUAUACUAAAGAGUAUUUUAAAUGAUCAUCUGAGAUCGCACACAGGUGAAAGACCUUACACCUGUUCAAUAUGUCAGAAGUCAUUUGCUCUAAAGACUACUUUAAAUGCACAUGUGAAAACUCACUCAAGUGAGAGACCUUACAGCUGUCCAUUCUGCAAGAGGUCAUUUACUCAAAUGGGUUCUUUAAAUCAUCAUCUGAAAACGCACAAGUGAAAGUGUGAUCUCUUACAAAUUGUUGGUUAAUUCUUCCAGUGUCUUUUUGCACUUUUAAGGUUUUGAGUGGGACUGUACAUAAAUUUCAUUUUAGUGUUGCUCCAAUCUUUUUUUUUUUUUUUUUUUUUAUUGUUUUAUUGAACAUAUCACAUGGAUAUUGGUUAGCACGUAGCUGUUUUACCUCUAUGAUGUCUUUGAACUAUUGAUAUUAGAAUUUUCUUAAUGGGAAAAAAUCAACGGAAAUGUUAUGAAAUAGUGGGACAUUGUCUAAAUAAGUGUAGUGAUGGACAGGGACUAAAUAAGAAGGUUUAACUGCACUUUGAUGGAAGAAGCACAGAUACAUGUGUGAUGACAUUCUGUCUGCACUGACGGCUCUGAAGAUGUUACAGACAUGGUGUGUUUCUCCAAUACAAGAUUCUGAUUGGUUCUUUUAGGCUGUGAUCAUCUCUUUGUUGCACAUACGACCUUGGUUCACAGGGAACUUGAGUGAGUCUGAAGAUCGUGCACUCUGCAUGUAAGACUAAGGCAAACAGACUAGUUCAUGUGUGGAGUACAUUUACAUUUCUUGUACAUGUUACAGGCAUCUAUAGAAUGUCUAAGACCUUUAAACAAAGUAGAGAAUAUUGAUUCAUUUCCUACCUGGUCAUUUUAGGCAGAAUGUCUACGAGUCAUUUCUAUUCAGUCUACACUCCAUAAAAGUAUUGAUUGUUUAUGUCACCUCAGAUGUACUUUAUCCUUCAGAAAGUUUGAAAAAACCUGAUCACAUACUGAAAAUUGUGGGUUUCACUGUUUGGUUCUGGGGUCAAUAAUCAUGAAUAAUUGUUAAAUCGUGGUGUUUUUUUCCUCACAAUAACCACAAUACUAAAACAUGACCUGGUGACAUUCAUACUUGCUGCUAGUGUGACGCCCACAAUGUGUGGUCGCAUAAUUUUUAUUUAAUGUAAUGAAAUUUUGUAAAUGAUAAAUAGUGGUGUUUUAUUUUUAAAGACGAACAAUUGCAAUUACAAUUUUGUCCACCAGAUGGCAGCACACACAGUGAGACGGUUUGAAAGGCUCUGGAUUCUGCUUCCGGUUAAUCGGCAGUAACAGAAACUAACGUCUCCGUCUCAUUUUGUUUAUUUGAGGUUGGUGCAGUCCCACGAAGAAUAAUUCUGACUCCUACGAAGUCAUAAAAGAAUAACUUUUGUUAUAACAUUCGGUAGUUAAAGUUAGACAUCUGCUGUCUGAAUCGUUCCCUUAAAAUGUGUUAUUAUCGCGCUGUGCUAACUCCCGCGCUGGCGUUAGCCUAGCACUUGUUUGUCCCGCUCCAGUCAAACUUUAUAUUUGUUAUUGUCAUUUUUUUAUUAUAUUGUUAUUUUGUGAAUAUGUGAAUGUUCUACUACAGUUAAAACAAAAGGUGCAUUUCUAAAAAGUGAUGUCAGAACAAGUAUGCUAUCCUGCUAGAUUAAAAUCAUUUUCUAACAUCUUUUUGAAUUUGGAAUUAACAGUAAAAUUUAGAUUAUUAGGCAAUAAACAUUUUUUAUUAAUAGUCAUGGUUUUAUUUAAGGAGAACAAUGGAAACUUAAACUCUUAUUACAGAAUGGAAAGAAGAGAGAAGAAUAUUGUAUAUAAAUGUAAUUUCUUUGUAAAUUGUCAUUUUUUUGUAUUGUGCUCAUGUACGAUUAAAGUUAAUCAGCAUAAGCAGAAGCCAAGGCAACACAAAAUAA